AUGAAGAAGAAUCAGAAUUCCAACAACAUGUCAUUCAUUGAUGAAACUAGCAAUGUUACAAAGAAAGCAAAAGUGAAAAAGAGAAAUAAGGAAUUGAAAAUUAAACAAUCGAGAUUGAGAAAACCAUUACAAAAUGAUAAUUUAUUGAAAAAUUAUUUUGAAUUUGAUAAGCAACAAUUAACAGAAAGUGAUUUGACUAUUUACAAAAUUAUUAAUCCACCAAAUGCAUCAACCACCAUCAUUGAUAAUUCUAAUACUUCUAGUAGUAUUGAAAAUAAUACAACAUGUCCAAUAGAAACAUCAACAGUUGAUACAAUUAUUACAUGUCAGAAGGUUAAAUGCAAAACUAUGAAUAAUACUAAUAAUUUGAAUCAACAUGCAUCUAGUAAUAUUGAAUAUUCAUCAUCAUCACUAACAAUCAACUCAAUCAACAGCAGUAGUGGUGGAAGCAGUACUAGUGGAAGCAGCAGUAGUGCAUGCAGUGAUAAUACUUCAAAAGAAGAAGAAGAAGAAGCAGUAGAAUUUGAUGAUUGUGAAAGCUUUCUCAGUUCAAUUUCGUUUCUUUUUAAUUAA
This is a messenger RNA of Naegleria gruberi, 573 nucleotides long. RefSeq lists its product as uncharacterized. The record is from RefSeq and is a predicted model, not a curated record. Lineage: Eukaryota; Heterolobosea; Eutetramitea; Acrasida; Naegleriidae. The transcript has a single exon. Bases 1 to 573 code for a protein of 190 amino acids.